AGAGGCGAAAGCGGUUCGUGUGGUUUGCGCACAGGAUCUUAGAGCGGAGAACAUGUGAGAGGGGAAUGGGAAACUGGAAACUGGAUUACACUUUACAGAAAGACGCACGAAGGGGUUACGUUCAGGAUUUUGACAAGGCUCAGCGGCUCCGUUGAGUAGGACAUCCCCGCGGCGGCCAGGGCGCUUUCAGCGGUCACAGGGGGAAAGAAGGACUAAUAUACCAAAGAUGAACACAAUUGUGUUUAAUAAGUUAAGCAGCCAGGUUUUAUUCGAGGAGAAGGCGAAUGAGGUGGAACGAAGCAGUCGAAAUUAUUUAGAGGUGAUAGAUGGACAGCAUCCGGACCUGCUCGCCAGCAGCCCAGUCAUCAAAGACAGCUCAGCUAUCCGGCACAGGAGAUCCGGGUCUCGUCAGAACCCAGGAAAGGUACGGCAUAAACGGCAAGCUCUGCAAGACAUGGCCCGGCCUUUGAAACAGUGGCUCUACAAACACCGGGACAAUCCGUACCCCACUAAAACAGAAAAAAUCCUCCUCGCACUUGGCUCACAAAUGACACUCGUGCAGGUGUCCAACUGGUUUGCAAAUGCUCGACGGCGGCUGAAGAACACAGUUAGGCAGCCUGAUUUGAGUUGGGCCCUUAGGAUCAAACUCUACAACAAAUACGUCCAGGGCAACGCAGAAAGACUGAGUGUCAGCAGCGAUGACUCCUGCUCUGAUGAUGGUGACCCAGCAGCACGGGCCCAGGUCGGGGAGUUCAGUAAGCCGAUGUACCAGAGCGUCAUCAAGAAGGAAGGCGGCGCUGUGAGCGCGGGUCUCCGAGCCGCUGCAGACGCCUCGUUGUCUGAUGACUAUGUGUCACCACCCAAAUACAAGAGCAGCCUGUUGCACCGCUACCUUAACGACUCGCUCCGUCACGUAAUGGUGGCCAACGGGGUAAUGGACGCACGGAGGAGGAACCACUCAGGCUCUUUCAGCUCUAAUGAGUAUGAUGAAGACCUGCUGUCACCGUCUUCUUCAGAAGCAGAAGCCAACUUUAUCUACAGAACUGAGACCGUGGAGCAUGGAUCAAAUAAAUCUGACAGGAGCAUGCAGAAAGAGAAGGGACAGAGGAAAGACGAGACGUACUGGAGGGAGAUCAACGCGGCCAUGGCUCUCACUAACCUGGCUCAGCCCAAGGACGCGGCCACCGCCGCCACCACCAGCUGCAUCAUUCAGAAAUCCUCACACAUAGCUGAAAUCAAGACUGUUAAAGUGCCUAUCCUGCACAAAUACUAAUGCACACAAACAUACGCAGAAGACCCAGCUCUUCUACUUUUUGGAAUUCAGUUGUUUUGAAUAUUGUUUAUUACUUUGUGGUACUGAUAAAAAAUGAAUUUUUUGGGGUUCGUUUGUUUUUAUUGUUAAUACGAGUACGAUGAAGUGCCCUGAAAUGCAGCACUUGUUUAGUUCACCCAUUUGUGCAUUUCCUUUGGGCCGCACAAGCUUUUUUUAAAUAAGUGUUGAUGAACGACAGUAUUUCUGAACGAGACACUUUUUGCAAUGUUAACUUAUUUUGAUAUGAAUCAGAAAUUUGUAUUGUAUCGCACCAAAGUGCCUUCAUGCAUCUCAAAGGAGAGAUUAGUGAGAAUGUACAGUUCCUCUCUGAAUGAAAUAAAACGGUUGAAACGACAGGAGGAGGGUCUAGAGCACUCUUCUCACAGCCUGCAGGAGCUGAUGACCUUAAAAUGAAAUCAGCACAAGUCACAAAGACAUGCACGUCAACCUAAGGCCAUUCCUGCAUGUUUUGUCUUAAAAUCUCAUGUGGCUGUGACUACAACAUUGUUUUGUCUCAAAAACGGAAAACUUCAACUGUCACCUGCCAACAAUAGCCGUGAGCCGAGAGAUCAGUCAGCCAACAUUAAACUACAGUCCUUCCUUCUCAGCUAACAAGCAACUUUGGCAAGGUUACGAACAAACAUUCUUACUAACACGUUUGUUCAGUUAGGGUGUGUUCACGCUUGUAGUUCGGUUUUCUUGGUCCUGGUUCGCUUAGUGUUCACACUGGCAAUUUUGAAAGUGAACCUAAAGGCAUGGUGAUACGUUCACAACCUGAUUGGUCAGGUUGAAUAACGUAUAUUUUGUGACAGAACUCACCCCAAAGAAAAGAUGUGUUUGACUUAGGCCCUGUUUACAAUAGUGCGUUUUCGUUUUAAAAAUGAAAACGAUCCUCGUCUACACUGGCAUUUUCACUGCAUUAAAGAAACAAUCUCCGUCCAAACUACACAACCGAAAACGCAUGUCGCAUGACCAUUCAUAAUGGGCAUUAUGUUACUGUUUAAACGAUUGUCAAGGAUACGCAGAGCAAAUGUGGACAGCCACGGCAUCAUUUUCAGAGUUUCUGUUUUGGCCCAUUAACACUGAAAAGCUACCCUGGUGUUUUCAAACUAAAACGGGGUCUGCAGCGUUUUCAAAAGUCUCCAUUUUCGAGGGGCAAAAACGCAGAAGUAGUGUAAACAACAGGCGUAACCGUAGCAAAAGUUCUGAGUUUUAAAACAAAAACACCCUAGUGUAAAUGUAGCCUUAGGUGUUUUAAAAUGAAAACAGUGUUUUAAAAUGAAAACGAUCCUCGUCUACACUGGCGUUUUUACUGCGUUUCAAAAACAAUCUUUAUCCACACUACACAACCGAAAGCACAUGUCACAUGACCAUUCAUAAUGGGCAUGAUGCUAUUGUUUAAACGAUUGUCAAAGUUAUGCAGAGCGAAUGUGAGCAGCCUCGCCAUAGUUUUCACCGCUUUGGUCUGUUUACACUGAAACGGUACCGUGGAGUUUUCAAACUAAAACGGGGACUGCAGCAUUUUCAAAAGUCUCCAUUUUUGAGGGUUGAAAAUGCUGAAGUAGUGUAAACAACAGGCGUAACCGUAGCAAAAUAAUGUUUUAAAACAAAAAUGCACUAGUGUAAAUGUAGCCUUAAAGUGGCACUGUGCAGACAAAUCGGUGUAUGUCAUUAAAGUACCAUAAAAGCUCAUAAAAGGCAUUUUACCUCCUCAUUGCUCAACGUUUGCCCUUUGCUCAUUUUGUUUUGGAUAUGUCACUGGUUAUGCGUUGUCAAAUCAUGUCUCACAGUGUCGCAUUUUGAUAUUACAGCCUGUUUUGAUUCGUUUAAAAGUAUUUGGUUUGUGUUGCAUUCACAUUUAAUUCAAACCACACCAGAGUUAGUUUGGAAGUGGACCGAAACCCAAUAUUUUAGCAGUCUCAGUCCGCUUGUUUGGUGCGCAACAGGGUUCGGAUGGCAGUAUUCACACUUAGGGUGCAUUGACACCUGUCAUGCUUGGUUCCUUUAAAAACAAACUCGGUUCAUUUGAGUAAGCAUGAAUGCCAACUGAACCCUGGUGUGCGUCAAACAAGCGGACUGAGAGCACUAAAAAGAUGGGUCUCGGUCUGCUUCCAAACAAACUUUGGUGUAUUUCGAAUGAAAUGUGAAAGGAACACGGACCAAAUACUUCUAAACAAACCAAAAAAAGGAAGUAAUGACAAUAUGCAAUGCUAUGCGACACGAUUUCAUGAAGGGAACAAGCUGUGAAUGAGCAGAGGGCAAAAAGUGGAGCAAUGAGGAGGUAAAAUGCCUUUUAUGAGCUCUUUGUGAGUUCGCAGGUGGUGAAAAUAAAAUUAUAUAUAUGCAACAAUGAGCAUGCUUAGUCCAGUAGACAGCAUUAGGUGUGUUCAACGUAAAGUGGUGCUAAGAAGACCGAUAAGUGAAUGGGUACGCUUUAAGUCGAACGCACCUCUUCCUUUUGUUUGGAGAGUUCGGUGAGUUCUGUCACAAAAUAUCGUUCCACCCAACCAAUCAGGUUGCGAAAGCAUCACUAUGCCUUUAGGUUCGGUAUCUUCAGGUUCACUGUCAAAAAUGUCAGUGUGAACGCUAAGCGGACCAGGACCAAAUGUAUCAUUUUCCUUUCUGGUCUGGACCAAAUGAACCAAACAAACCGAACUACAAGUGUGAACCCUUCCUCAAAUGAACCGCACUUCGAUCGAACCAAACAUUACAAGUUUAAAAAACUGGACUUUUUUUUAAUGUUCAGAAAACAACCUUUUUAUAACUUAAUCCGAACGUUAGCAAGACGUUCUAGAAUGUUUUUGUUAGCUGGGUUAGUCUCUACUUCCUUUCAUAUGCACAUUUCUCAGACAAACAGUGAGAACGAGAGAGACAGCCUUCAAGGUUUGCUCUGUAUCUGUUUGAGACGAGGACUGUGACCCAAAGGGAUAUUCUGAAUCCGUUAUCGAAUGUAUUGCCUUCUCACGUUUCGGCUCUGAACAUGGUACAUCGGUGGAAGCAGUAAAUGAUUUGGCCAGUCGUGUUUUACUCCCUUUUUCUCUCUCAGCUGGUUGGAAUUAUUCUCAAAUUGCUGUUUACAAGAAGUACGUGAGACACUUCCAUGUUUAAAAAAAAAACAAAAAAAACCAUACCAGUAUUACCACAUCUCUGAUUCAGUGAACAUUCAAACUUUUUUUGCAAUCUCCAUUUGUUUGUCCUGCGGUUUUAGCUCUUUAGUUAGUGUUUUUGCCGUUGGUUCUUUGGUUCAAACAAGCUGUGUUAGUCUUGUAUUGACUCAAUGGAAAAAAAUGAUGUUCGAUGCAAUUGCUAUUUACAUUAGAGUUACAGAAGCCAAGUACGCAAUUUAGAGAACUAAAAGCCACUUUUGAAGUGAGCGAGGUAACACUAUCUUAUGUUGGUUAUCUGGAGAAAAGUCUCCACCUUCUUGUGGUGAGAAAGGCCAAAGAGACUUGUUCAAAAAGUUGCAUGCACUUAUCUGACUAACACCCUCCGUCCUUUUUUUUCAAUAUUAAAAGUAAUACUCACGAACACCCACUAAGACUGUAAUUCAUAGGUACUAUGUCCCUGUCUCUUCAACUCUGCUCUGCAGAGUUGCGUAGCACAUUCUUAGAAAAUUUCCUAAGAAAACUGGGAAAAUGUAUGAUCUGAUCUGCUUCUAAAAUCUAAUUUUCUUUUCAUUUUUUUUCUUAAAUCCAUUAAAAUCACAUGUGAAAUGUGAAUCAGGCUUUUGGCCUUUGCAGAGAACAAAGAGAAGAGAAAGCGUCAAUCUUGAGUUUUACUAAUUCAGUUUUUUUUUUCCUCGCACACUCUGCUCAAAAAGAACCUGACAGACAAACAGUUAUUUUGUGCACACUUUAGAACAUUUCAAAUGAUUAAAGACUGUAAAAAAACUGUAAUAAUAGUCUGAUUUUUUUUUUUAUUGUUAAGUUAUAUUCUUUUUUAUUUUUAGAGACUGGAUGUUUAUCCAAUGAAGGAAUGCAUAAUAUCUCAUUUACUCUCUGACUUUCUUUUAAUGUUCAGUUUUUACGCCAGGAACUUUGUUUACCUAAACGGAACAUUAAAUAAAAAUGUUUUUUUUUUGGAUGAUGAUGAUGAUGAUGAUAAGAUGUUGCUUGGCAUUUCAUCAUUAAAGUUUGCU
Molecule: messenger RNA, 5450 nt
Organism: Labeo rohita (rohu)
Lineage: Eukaryota; Metazoa; Chordata; Actinopteri; Cypriniformes; Cyprinidae
Gene: mkxa
Product: mohawk homeobox a
Exons: 7
Coding region: 227-1273 (348 amino acids)
Biological process (GO): cell development; regulation of transcription by RNA polymerase II; muscle organ development
Cellular component (GO): nucleus
Molecular function (GO): DNA-binding transcription factor activity, RNA polymerase II-specific; RNA polymerase II cis-regulatory region sequence-specific DNA binding
Source: RefSeq, a predicted model, not a curated record